AUGAGACAGACAGCAGCAGAGAAAAAAGAAGAAUCGGACCAGACUUACCCCCAGAAAAAUGGAGUUGAAAAGCAGAUUCCAACCAAAGAGGAAAAUGCCACGAAUAAACAGCAAUUUUCAGAUAGUCUGCAAGAAAGUGAUUCCAAGGACAAAGAAAUUUCUAACAAAGAUGAAAGUGAGGAAAAGAAUCACAAUUCUUCCGACAAGAUUGCCAUCAAAGAUGGAUCUAAAGACUUGACCGAUGAAAAAGAAGACCAGUCGUCCGACGAUGGCAAAGAUACCACAGGCAAACUCGAUGAGGAUAAUGACGGCGACAGCGCGAAAGAAUCCGAUUCUACAGACAAAACUGAAAACGGUCUUGAAAACAGAACCAAAAAACAAAAAGAGUCGGAUAGUUCUAGUCAAAAUACCAGUUCUGUAUCAAAUUUUGCACUUAACAACAAACCACAGAAAUUGCCACAACAACAAUCUUCCCUACUUCUUGCUAAAUUAGCCAAUCAGGAACAGAAAAAGAAUAUCCCACUGACAAUGGUCGGCUCAGCAGGAAACAAAACCUCGAUCUCUCUCUUGUCCUCCUUCAAAUCAAAUGCAAAUUCCAAUUCUUCAAAAAUGCCCUUCAUACCUAAAUCAUAUUAUUCCCAAAACUUGAGCAUCAUUGAUGAAGACGCAAAAGCCCCAACGUCAAGCAUUCAACAGAUAGAGGCUAUCAGAAAUGAAACUUUACUCCAUUCUAUGUCCACAAAGGCUCAGCGAAUCCUUAAGGCAAAGGCCAAAGCAGAAUUGUUAAAGAAAGUUGAUGAGAAGCUUGGUCCCCUUGCCACGUUUUUAAACAACUUAGGUUUGGAUAUUGUGAAACAGUCUGUGUAUCAUGAAGCAAUCCAUAUCCAGUCCCGAAAGCAACAAGCUGGAAAACUAACCGAUGUCGAGUGCUCCCAGCUGGAUAAGAUGCGUUCGUCUUGUAAGGAGCUUGCAGAGAAACUGAAACAUUUGAAGCUUAGCUACAGGAAAUGCAAAUUAUGCAACUUUGUGAGUGAAUCGGUCAACGUGCACUUCUGGCAUCGAGAACAUCCGCACAUUAAUCAUCGAGAAGACUUCUGCUGUUCGUAUUGUGAUUUCAACACCAGAAAUAAUGUGGCCUUUAAUUUUCAUAUGGAGGCUGAGCAUAACAUCAAAGGUCGGAGCAUGGACAAACCCUCGUUUUGGCAAUGUACCCUUUGCCCUUUUGAGCACAACUCUAAGAGCAAACUCACACAGCACAAAUUCAAAUGCGAAAAGAAUUUCGAAAUAAAAACUCAUCUGUCACCGUCCCCUGACACUGAUAUCAACUAUAGCUUGUACGGUGUGUUCUAUCUUUCUGAGAAAGAAGAGGCUCUCAAAGCCAUCGCUUUGCACAAGGCAAAACAGGCUCAAUUAAAGGCUCAACAAGCGCAGUAUAAACUUCAGCAGCAACAGGCUGCUGCAAACAGGGCCAGUUAUUUCAAUGCCAAUAAGAUUUCUCCCAUUCAACCGAAACCAUUGAUGCAAAGCAACAUGAGCCAAAGAAUUCCUGUAGUAGUCCACCCCAAAAUUGGUUCCAGUCAGCAGCCUCAGAUGCCUGGAAGUCAGAUGCAGUCAAAUCGUUUCCAACCACAGACACCCCUUCGACAGAGCGGUCAGUCAAGUAUACCAAUAAAACCAUUCACGCCGACCCUAUCUCAAAACAGCAAUCGUGUUCAGUCAAUGUUGAACCAAUCGGUAAACAAAGGGAAUCUUAGUUUAAUGCAAUCUCAGCUUCCCGUCAAAGACCUGAUAAAUAUUCACCAAGCCAUUAAGGGUCAAAAUGUCAUGACAGCCAAAUCUCUGGCUAGCCAGAAACUGAUUCCUUCAAACACUCAGCCGACUAGUGAUGUCAGUGAAUUUGAGAUUUGUGAACUGUGUGGCGGCUAUGUUAAGGACCGAGACGCUCUGAGAAUUCAUUUCUUCUAUGCACAUCGUGUUGAAAUGCCUGCUCUAAUGUUUGAGAAACCGUGUCCACCGCUCUUCUGUGAUGUUUGUGACAAGAAAUUCUGGACAAGCCAAGGACUCCAGAAACACCGGGUAUCGCUGAAGCAUUACGCAAAAGGUUCCCUUUCACAAGUCUGCAUCCUUUGCGGGUGUCUUGUUUCUCACCUGCUUAAUCACAUGACCGACACCCAUCAGCUUAAUCUGCAGGACUUCUUGAACCAGAAACGAUGCAUUGUCUGUGGUAAGGUAUGCUUGAGUCGUUCUGAGACAGAGAUCCACAUGGCUGCCAGUCACGGGAUAUUGGUCAAACGUACCAAUGCUAAUUCAUCAGAUACCAAGACUAAACCUGAUGAGAAAGGUGGUGGUACUCCUGUUACGAUGGUGACCAAGAGUGGACAGGCUACAUCUGGCUCUUCUGCAUCUCAGUUGGUGAAAGGAAACUACUGUGUCUUUUGCAAAGUUCCUUUUGCCAGUAACGCAGAACUGACUCAACAUUGUCUUCUUGUACAUAAGGCUUGCAAAAAGUGUGGCAUGGUCUUGCCGGGAGAGGGGUCUCUAGGGAGUCACAAGUGUCAGAUUAGCAUUCCAACUGUAAAGGCAUGUAGUGUGUGCAAGCAGGAAAUUCUCAUCCAAGAGUUUAUAAAACAUGUUGAGGAGAAACACCUGAAGAAGUGCUCAAUUAAGUUGAAACGUCUUAACUCUGAAGAUAUUGAUGCUGGGGUCAAUGACACAAAAACUGGGCUGGAUACCCCAAGUAGUAAUGAACCUAACACUAGUGGCGUUAUGGAGCAACAACGGAAGCGGAAAGCGGAAGAUCUUGACUUGGGGCUCAAAAAACGGAAGCUUGUAGCAGAUGACAGCACUAAGAAUGAAGCCAUUUCCAUAAGUGAUAGUGAUGAUGACGACGACGACAAUGAUGAUGAUGACAAUGACGACGAUGAUGACGAUGACGACGACGAUGAUGAUGAUGAUGACGAUAAAGAAACAAGGACAGAUUCUUCUAGAUUGGACCACAGAAAGAGAAAACCUUUUGAAGGAAGUUUUGACAAAAAGAAGAAAGGGGCUGAAUUGAGUAUAGGUAAGCAGAGUGGAGGAGGAGGAGGAGGAGCAAAAAGUAGCAAGUACCUGUCCUCAAAGCUGGACUCUGAGUGGGGCAGUAGAUGGGAGGGCAGAAACAGAAAUGAUUAUUCUGAAUGA
Molecule: messenger RNA, 3180 nt
Organism: Acanthosepion pharaonis
Lineage: Eukaryota; Metazoa; Mollusca; Cephalopoda; Sepiida; Sepiidae
Source: the annotation of a GenBank genome assembly